This is a messenger RNA of Penicillium macrosclerotiorum, 1029 nucleotides long. RefSeq lists its product as uncharacterized. Lineage: Eukaryota; Fungi; Ascomycota; Eurotiomycetes; Eurotiales; Aspergillaceae. The record is from RefSeq and is a predicted model, not a curated record. The transcript has a single exon. Gene Ontology annotation, molecular function: NAD+ binding; oxidoreductase activity, acting on the CH-OH group of donors, NAD or NADP as acceptor. Gene Ontology annotation, biological process: fatty acid metabolic process. Bases 1 to 1029 code for a protein of 342 amino acids.
AUGUCCGAUUACCCCCACCAUGUCGCCAUCCUCGGCGCCGGCACCAUCGGUCUAUCCAUGAUCGCCCUUCAUCUCCGCCGGCCCGAUACUCACAUAACCGUCUACGACCCACGUCCCAACUACGAAGCCCAACUGCGCGCACACCUCCCCUCCUACCUCGAACCCGCAUCUCCAGACCCUCUAGCAACCCUCCUCACCACGCGCCUCACCCUCGCCCCCUCCCUCCCCGUCGCCGUCCAAAACGCAACCAUCAUCCACGAACAAACUCCCGAAACCACUCCCUCCAAACAAGCUCUCUGGGCCGCUGUCGCUGCCGCCGCCCCGCCCACCGCCCACCUCUGGUCCUCCUCCUCCGGCAUCCCGCCCUCAACGCAAGUAGCCACCACCCCAGCCCUCGCCAGGCGCCUGCUCGUCACACACCCCUUCAACCCGCCCCAUCUGAUGCCGCUCAUCGAGCUUGUGCCCAGCCCGGCCACAGACCCUGCCCGCCUCGCCUUCGCAGAAGCUUACUUUCGCGACGUGCCAGGGCCCGCCGGCGCGCGCGCGCCGUUCUACCGGCCCGUCACGCUGCGCCGCGAGGUGCCCGGGUUUGUGGGAAACCGGCUAGCGUUUGCACUGCUGCGGGAGGCGUGUUCGCUUGUUGGGGAGGGGGUGGUAUCGGUGGCGGAGGUGGAUACGGUGAUGAAGGCCAGUCUGGGGCCGCGAUGGGCGGGGAGCGGGGUGUUUGAGAGUUAUCAUGGUGGGGGUGGAGAGGGGGGGCAUUGGUGCGUUUUUGGAGAAGUUGGCGCCGACGGUGGGCGAGGUGUGGGGGUCAUUGGGGGAUGUGAGGAUUCGAACGGGGGAGGAGGAAGAACAAGCAGUAGGAGAAGAUCGGGACAAGGAGAAGUGGAGGGAGGAGGUGGUGAGGCAGACGGAGGAGGCUUAUGGGCCGGAAAUGUCGGCGGAGACGAGAGUAAGAAAGCAGCAGGUGUUGAAAGGCAUUUUGGAAGUGCAGAAGAGGGAGGGCAUCGAGUGAAGGCCGAGGGUUGA